Molecule: messenger RNA, 874 nt
Organism: Drosophila takahashii
Lineage: Eukaryota; Metazoa; Arthropoda; Insecta; Diptera; Drosophilidae
Biological process (GO): signal transduction; inositol metabolic process; phosphatidylinositol phosphate biosynthetic process
Molecular function (GO): inositol monophosphate 1-phosphatase activity
Source: RefSeq, a predicted model, not a curated record
CAGUCGAUAUUGUCGAGACAUGAGUUAUAAAAUCGGCGAGGAAAAGCUACGCGAAUACUACCAGGUAUCCCUGGAACUGGUCAGGAAGUGCGGUCCCCUCUUCUUGGAGGGUUUUCAGAAACCAAAAACGGACUACGAAGUCAAGUCGGCUUUUUAUGACCUGGUCACAGUGUUCGACCAGCAAAUAGAAGCCACGCUAACGGAAGGUUUGCUCAGGGCCUUUCCGGAAUCGAAAAUAAUAGGCGAGGAAGCUUUGGCAGGCGCCAAAACCCAACCGGAACUGACGGAUGCCCCCACAUGGAUCAUAGAUCCCAUUGAUGGCACCAACAAUUAUGUGCGAAAGAUCCCCCAUUGUUGUAUCUCCGUGGGUUUGACCAUUAACAAAGAGCUUGUGGUGGGGAUUGUCUACAAUCCACCGGCAAACGAGUUGUAUUCAGCUUGGCAAGGUCAUGGAGCUUUUUUAAAUGGCCAACCCAUUGGGGUUUCUAACGUGAAAGAGAUAAACCAAGCUGUGGUCGGCUAUGAGAUCUCCCUAAUCGUGGUGUCCAAGGGGCGGGACAAAAAUGUGAAGCGCCUCUACAAGCUAGCCUCGAAUGCCACUGGCACUCGCAGCUUUGGGUGUGCAGCUCUCACGCUAUGCUACAUAGCUGCUGGCCGCUGCGACGCCUAUCAUGUGGAGAAUCUUAAGCCCUGGGAUCUGGCUGGCGGUGCCUUAAUCCUCAGAGAAGCAGGUGGCAUUGUUUACCACACCAGCGGAGGAAGAUUCGAUGUGAUGAAGCCCGAUUGUGUGUGCACCUGCUCUGAGGGAUUGGCUAAAAAUGUAAUCCAAUUAAUAGAGGAGGCUGACCAGAUUACAGAUUAUACUCUUGAAUAA